Molecule: messenger RNA, 1196 nt
Organism: Darwinula stevensoni
Lineage: Eukaryota; Metazoa; Arthropoda; Ostracoda; Podocopida; Darwinulidae
Source: the annotation of a GenBank genome assembly
AGAAUUCCAGGAGAAACAUUUCUUCAAAAGUGUGAUUGCCUAUAGGCCUGCAGCCUAUAGAUAGUUGUGCCAUCAAAUAGCACAGGCCUUUAUAGGCGAAGGCCUUGUCCAGGUCAGCAGAGAAAUGGAAAAUUACUUAAAACUGGAGAAACUUGGUGAAGGCACUUAUGGUGUUGUAUACAAGGCCAAGAACAAGAAGACUGACCAAAUUGUUGCCCUCAAGAAGAUCCGACUAGAGAACGAAGAUGAUGGUGUACCAUCCACAGCCAUUAGGGAGAUUGCAAUGCUCAAGGAGCUUCGUUCUCCUCACAUUGUCAACCUUUUGGACAUUAUCAUGCAAGAGAAUAAGCUCUUCCUAGUCUUUGAAUUCCUGGCAAUGGAUCUCAAGAAACUCAUUGACCAAUAUCGCAACCGAAAUCUUGAACCACAGCUAAUCAAAUCCUAUUGCUACCAGAUAACAGAUGGGAUCUUGUUCUGCCACAAGAGGCGUAUUCUGCAUCGAGACCUAAAACCACAAAAUCUCCUAGUGGACAGGCUAGGAAACAUCAAGAUUGCAGAUUUUGGUCUGGCACGUGCUAUUGGACUCCCUGUGCGAGUUUACACACACGAGGUGGUCACCUUAUGGUAUCGUGCUCCAGAGGUGCUUCUUGGCUGUAAGCAGUAUGCAUGCCCUGUUGAUGUUUGGGCCAUUGGCUGCAUCUUUGCAGAGAUGUGGACUAAGAAACCACUCUUCCAUGGAGACUCAGAAAUUGACCAGCUUUUCCGUAUUUUCAGGACAUUGGCAACCCCAACAGAAGAUAUAUGGCCUGGAGUGAAGAAUCUUCCUGACUACAAGGCAACAUUUCCACAAUGGACACAGAGGAAUCUGGCUGAGGCCACGAAGAACCUUAUGCCUGAGUCAGCUUUUGAUCUACUGGAAAAGACAUUGAUCUACAACCCAGCCAAGAGGAUUACUGCCAAGGAUAUGUUGGAGCAUGAAUAUUUCAAAGGAAUUGAUCCCUCUUCCCGUUCUGCUCCAACCUGCUAAUACCCUGUGGUUCUGAUCAAAGAUAUUUGAUAUCUUUGAGAAAGUUUUUCAAGUUCCAGCAAUCAAUGAUUUUCAGUUUCAAGAGUCAGUGAUCUUUUUAUUCAACUUGUCUUACCCAAUGUUCUAAGCUUUCCUAUCAAGGAUAAAUAAAAUUCCCUGGUAAAGAUUC